AUGGAACUUAGUGCUAAAGGACUAUAUUUCAUGUACAACAUUAGACAAGUUUUGAUUUCUACUUCAGUAAAGGAAAUGUCACAUUAUUUUGAAACUUUUCUUGUGAAAAGCAGGAAUUUAGACGACAAUGCUAUCCCAGAUAUCCCUGCAGCACCAAUACUCUGUAACACAGAACAAAGACUUCCAGUAGCAACAUAUCCACCAUACAAAGCCAUAUAUGCAGCAGCCCAGGUUCCUUUAACUAUUCCGCCAACGCCAAAACCUAUCAUUCGGACUAUCCAGACAAUUAUUGUUCCCCCAGUAAUAAUAACUAAAAAGAGACAAAUUAAAAGAAAUAUUGCGAUUCCAAUGCCUUUAUAA
Molecule: messenger RNA, 360 nt
Organism: Entrophospora sp. SA101
Lineage: Eukaryota; Fungi; Glomeromycota; Glomeromycetes; Entrophosporales; Entrophosporaceae
Source: the annotation of a GenBank genome assembly